Molecule: messenger RNA, 2399 nt
Organism: Oxyura jamaicensis (ruddy duck)
Lineage: Eukaryota; Metazoa; Chordata; Aves; Anseriformes; Anatidae
Gene: NPTN
Product: neuroplastin
Exons: 8
Coding region: 111-953 (280 amino acids)
Source: RefSeq, a predicted model, not a curated record
CGAAGUCUCGCGAGAGCCGGCGGCGGCGGCGGCGCUGCGGUAGGAGGUCGGCGGAGAAGGACGGGGACGGAGCCGCCUCCCGCUCGCCCCCGGCCCCGACCAGGAGGAGGAUGUCCCGCUCCGGGCCGCUCCCCGCCGCCUUCUCCCUGCUGCUGCUCACGGCCGCCCUGCUGCCGGCGCCCUCCGCCGCGCAGAACGAGCCGAGGAUCAAUGCCAGCGAGGAUGUAACCAUCCAUCUGUACGGCCCGGCCGUCACAUUGCAGUGCAACCUCACCACGAGUCCCAGCCCCCUUUCUGCCAGCUACUGGGUGAAGAAUGGAGAAGAGAUCCCUGGCACUAGAAAACCUUCAAACACUACAGAAUACAAGAUUUUGAAGCCCAGAGCAGAAGAGUCAGGGGAAUACCUGUGUGUGUUUGUGUUUUCAAACUCUCCUGUAGCCAACGCCACUAUAGAAGUGAGAGCUAUCCCUGACAUCACUGGCCACAAGCGAAGUGAAAAUAAAAAUGAGGGGCAGGAGGCACUCAUGUACUGCAAGUCCGUGGGCUUCCCGCAUCCCGAAUGGGUGUGGCGCAAGAAGGUCAAUGGAGUAUUCGAGGACAUCAACAACUCUUCCGGCAGAUUCUUUAUUUCAAAUAAAGACAACUACACCGAGCUCAGCAUCACAAACCUACAGAUAAACGAGGAUCCUGGCGAGUACCAGUGCAACGCAACCAACCAGAUCGGCUCCAUGUCCGUCACAACCAUCCUCCGUGUCCGCAGCCACUUGGCUCCCCUCUGGCCCUUUUUGGGGAUCUUGGCAGAAAUUGUUAUCCUCGUUGUCAUCAUAGUUGUUUAUGAGAAAAGGAAGCGGCCGGACGAAGUCCCAGACGAUGAUGAACCAGCUGGGCCAAUGAAAACCAAUUCUACAAACAAUCAUAAAGAUAAAAACUUACGCCAGAGAAACACAAAUUAAAAAUGCUUAUCAUAGCUUUAAGUUUCUGAGAGACUGAUGGCAAUAUGACCUGCUAAAUUUAAGGGUUGGAACUCUUGGUUCUAGAACUCCAGUUCUGUCUGAUUUUUUUCCUUUUCAAGUGAGCAACAAUAUGACUGUCUAAAGCAUGCCUUAUUUAGCCUCUCCUGUAAGGAUGACCUAGCCAGAUAAAUUUUAAUACUGCUUCAGUGUAGAAGGUGUAAACUAUUUUGGGCUUGAUGUGCUGUGAAUGUUGCUUUUCUUUUCCUUAAUAUAUUUAAACAUUAGAAGUAGUAAGUCGGAUCAUGCAUGCACCAUUUUUUACUUACUGUAGCUGUUAAAUUGGCAAAGCUCUAAAGCGCACUGCUGCCAUCUAGUGAUACUUUUUGUAAAGUACAGCAAAACUUAAAAUAUAUACAGUAUAUAUUUAUAUUUGGGGGAGGGGAAAACCAAAAUACAGUAAUUGUGUUUCAUUUUUAAGCUGCUGAUGUUCAUUCCUUACUGUAUGUCUGAAAGAUGAGAGAAUUAUGCUGUUCUGGUACUUAGAGAAGUAAUAUAAAUUGAAAUUAUCUUAAGGGCUUAACCUAUAUAGAAAGACUUGGGUGUCCUAUAAUCAGACUUCAAAAGCUGGAACGGUUCGACAAGGUGGUGAUGGUGGAGAAAUGCAGUUGAAACAAAAACAAAACUUCAGUUUAUAAAUAUAUAUAUAUGAUUGCUUUUUAAGUGAUUUUUUGUUAACUCAUGUAAAUUCUCAAAUCCUUUUGCACUGAUGUGUUCAACAUAUUCUUGUACAUUCAAUUCAGGCAAACUUUUAUAAUUUUCUUUUUUGUUUAAAUGAUAAAAUGUUACAGCAUGGUGAUAUUCUAUGCAACUAGUUCUAAUCUUUAGUUUGACACUGUAAUUUCUCAUGAUUUAAAGAUUGUAGAAAUAGACCUAACAGGGUUCUCAUGAUGUGCGUAACUGUAGAUGCAUGAACUUGUGUUCUGUGUAUUUGUUGAAGUGCAAUGAUGUAUAAAAAGUGGAUUCACCUGUUUUUAAAAAUAAAACACUGACAAAAACACAUGAGACUUUCAAAUAUUUAAUUGCAUUUAAGCUUGUAUAUCCUGAGUACUGUGUAUCCUGGAGCAGAUAUUCCAGUGGUAGUAAGUUAAAUAUUGCUCAGCCUUCUGCGAGUUUUUUCAGUUCCUUCUCCACAUCUUCCACAAAAGCUGGGAAAUUCUGAUCCAUAAGACAUAAGCGAAUGAAGGGCCCCAGCUCUUGUGCGCUCCACACUGAAUGCCGGUACACAAGGGGGAGCUCAAACUUCUGUUUCAGCACAGACUGCAAAAGGAAAAACAAAAGUGUUGCACUAAUCUUGUACAUAAAAAGUAGCAUUACAUGGUUUUUGUAAUGAUGCAGCUACGUCAGAUUUUUCCUUCAGUAUUUAAUAAAGAUGCAUCUGCCUUGUUA